Messenger RNA from Seriola aureovittata, 4268 nucleotides. RefSeq names its product cholinergic receptor, nicotinic, alpha 10a (gene chrna10a). Gene Ontology annotation, cellular component: postsynaptic membrane; synapse; neuron projection. The record is from RefSeq and is a predicted model, not a curated record. Lineage: Eukaryota; Metazoa; Chordata; Actinopteri; Carangiformes; Carangidae. Bases 404 to 1990 code for a protein of 528 amino acids. Gene Ontology annotation, molecular function: acetylcholine-gated monoatomic cation-selective channel activity; transmembrane signaling receptor activity. Gene Ontology annotation, biological process: chemical synaptic transmission; monoatomic ion transmembrane transport; regulation of membrane potential. The transcript has 5 exons.
GACGGAGCUGGGAGCUCUCCGUGGUGCUGAAGCAGAGUAAACAAAGGGUCUAUUUUCAUUUUCGUUUUUUCUUUCCAUAAACAGAUCCUGUGUGUAACAGCUGUAUGUGAGUCCAAUGUGUGUUUGGGGUUAACAUGUAGUUGCAUUAGGUCUUCUUCAUUCUGUAAAUCCGCUGCCCCGCCUCUUCUUUUCUUUUCCAGAUUCAUCUGUGCAUUUGUGCAGGUCUAGAUCUAAAACGCACGACUGAUUACUGCUGAAUUCACCACCGGUCUGCUUUUUCUUUCUUUUUCUCUCCAUUUUCUCUAUUUUUUGUAUUUUUCUGUUUUUGAUUUUUAAUUUGUAAACUUGUCUGGUACAGAACAGCUCAAAUGGUCUUUGGGUCGAGAUAACUUGUUUCACCAGAAUGAAACGACGGAGAAUCCAAACUUUAUUUCGGUUGCUUCUGUGUGUCAGUAUUUUGCCACCCUGUUGGUGUGCUCAUGGGAAAUAUGCUCAUAAGCUCCUGAAUGAUUUAUUCACCAACUAUACUAGUGCGCUGAGGCCUGUGGAGGACACAAACACCAUCCUGAAUGUGACCCUGCAGGUUACAUUGUCACAAAUUAUCGACAUGGAUGAGCGAAACCAAAUUUUGACUGCAUAUUUAUGGAUACGGCAAGUGUGGGUUGAUGCACACCUCAAAUGGAAUAAAGAUGAUUACGAUGGACUUGAUACCAUCCGCAUACCUAGUAGUUAUGUAUGGAGACCUGAUAUAGUCCUAUAUAACAAUGCAGAUGAUCAUUUCACUGGCCCUAUGGACACCAAUGUGGUGAUCCGACACGAUGGCCAGAUAAUGUGGGAUUCCCCAGCUAUCACCAAGAGCUCUUGCAAAGUGGACGUGUCUUUCUUCCCCUUCGAUGCUCAGCAAUGUAGGUUCACCUAUGGCUCCUGGACCUACAACGGUAACCAGCUGGAUAUCCAAAAUGCCAUGGAGAGUGCUGACCUGGCUGACCUGGUGGAAAAUGUCGAAUGGGAGGUGCUGGGUAUGCCGGCUAAGAGGAACAUUAUUCUGUAUGGCUGCUGUGCCGAUCCUUACCCAGAUGUUACUUACACACUGAAACUGAAGAGAAGAGCUUCCUUUUAUGUCUUCAACUUGCUCAUACCAUGUGUGAUGAUUUCUUUUCUGGCUCCACUGGGCUUCUACCUGCCUGCUGACUCUGGAGAGAAGGUGUCUUUGGGAGUCACUGUAAUGUUGGCCCUCACUGUCUUUCAGUUGUUGGUUGCAGAGAUCAUGCCACCCUCUGAGAACGUACCUCUUAUUGGAAAGUAUUACAUUGCAACCAUGACCAUGAUCACAGCCUCCACUGCCCUUACCAUCUUCAUCAUGAACAUACACCACUGUGGCCCGGAUGCCAAGCCUGUUCCCAAGUGGGCCAAGAAAGUCAUUCUGCAGUACAUGGCCAGAAUGUGCUUCGUUUAUGAAGUUGGGGAAAACUGCAUGUCGCCACAGCCGGAGAAACAGGAGCCUCCACUUGUAAAGAACACCAACUGCACCAUGAACGGUCAGGCAGGACCAGGCAGAGAGGACUGUGUCUUCAAAAUGGAGAGAGGACAAGAGACAGUGACUUCAGAGGAGAGGGAAGACAUGGAUCAGAUGAUGAGUCCAAUAGGCUCAAUUGGGAAGAAUCCUACCAACCACUACAGCACUUGGAAAAAUGGCAUUUUCAUGAGCAUGGACUGUGGAGAUUCGGGGGGUCCAAGGAGAUGCAGGAAGGGAGGUGUGAGUGAGGGAGAGAGAAAAGACAGAGAGUUUUCCUGCUGCUCCCAAAGCAAUGAGAGGCAGCUGCUGCGCAACAUUGAGUACAUAGCCAACUGUUACAGAGAUCAGAGGGCCACGCAGAAAAGGACUGGGGAGUGGAAGAAGGUAGCCAAAGUUUUAGAUCGCUUCUUCAUGUGGAUAUUUUUCAUAAUGGUGUUUUUCAUGAGCCUGCUCAUCAUGGGCAAAGCCAUCUAACUGCAGAACUGUUGAGAAGUUGGACUUAAGGACAGUGUUAACACGUGUAAGACAAAGAUCAUUACAGGGUAGUAGAGGAUUCAUUAAGUACAAUACUUUAAUCAGUAACUUACUUAACAUUCAGAUGUCCAAACCUCUUAGAAAUAGUUCAAUCUGGAGCCCGAGUCAUCACUCAAGCUACUGCAGUCCUAAGUAUAAGUAAAAUUCAACUUUUGAUAAACAUCUUGGUUAUGGGUUCAGUUGUUGACAACUUACAUUCCCUAAAUUUCGUUCUAAUGUUAUGUGAAAGUUAUUAAGCUCAGCCAAAAAAAAAAAAGUCUGUCGUCAAAUCAAUACAAUUUAAUAGUUAUAGUAUUUCUACUAUUUCAUGCUUUUUUUUCAAAUUAUAUGCUGAUAAAAAAUUUUUACAGCAACAUUUAUUUCUUUGUAUCUGAAAUAAUAGAUUAUUAGAUAUGUAGAUGAACAUGUAUUACAUUUGCAUAUGGGUGGAAAAUAAUGAAAAUUUGGCUUUAUUUUACUAAUAUAAUUUAGAAAAUAAAUACAAAAGUUGAUAAAUAAAUACACUAGUAUGAGUGUGACUUAAUAAUUGCAAUUUGUAAAAUGUAAUUCUAAAUGUAAUUUUAUUAUCAUGAAAUUAAUCAGUGAAAGAGAGAAUCACUCAACUUCACCGAACAGUCAACAUACAACCAGGGAAGAUUCCGUGUAUGAAAUCACAACAUGAGAAAACAAGUCUCAGUGUAACCCACAUGGAUUAUCUGUUAAAUCCCCUGGAUCACAACCAUUUGCUCCUCUCUUGAUGUGUAUUAUCCCUGGUCUUUAUGUUGCAAAAUGGGCCAUAACUCUUUAAUCUGAAGCCAAAGGAAAACAGACUGAAUGCUUAAUCAGUAGAACUGUGUUUUGAAUGACUUUUGAUUUGAAGAACUAUUUGAAAAACAUGCUCUGCUACAUUCAGAGAAGUGGAGAAUUGUUAUUGAGCCAGAUUUCAUGUGAGGGUAACUUUAAUCAGACCACUGGACCUGAUGAGACCUCUGAUUGACCUUUCAUCACAAGAUCUGUGGCCUACUAGAUGGAAAUACAGCCUCAUUACAGCAAACGCUGAGGAAAGACAAGGACAGUAUUUUUUUGGAAAUACAACAGUUCUUAUCGUCUUAUUCAGAAAUGUAUUCAGCCUACUCUUGUACAAUGUAUGUGGGAAGACCAUAAUUUCCGGAGAUUAGCGCAACUCUGCAAUCAAGGAGAAUUGAGCUAAUAAUUCAACUGCGUAUAUGAUCAAAUCCUGUCAUUAGAGUCAAAAGUAAUAGUAAGUAAUGCUCCAAUAUAAACUGAACCUUUUAUUAGGACUCACUCCCUGGUUUUCAUUUUAUCAUAUAAAAAUGUUUUCAAAUUUAAUUUUUAUGACCUCAGUCAUUCUGCAGUGUUAUUAGUCCUGUAAAUCUUUAAUGAGGCACACAAUUACCAACUUAAAUCUCUAUCUCUAUCUUUAGCACCCAUUUUGCAGCGAAUGAAGAAAAACGUUAAUAGAUUCAUUAAUCAAUAAAAAGGAAACUGCUGUUAAUUUCAGAUAAAAUAGUGUACAUAUAAUUUUAUUCAUAUUAUAUGUAUAAAAGGUUUUUUUUAUUUUAUUAUUUUAUUGUAGUGUAAUGAAACACAGUACUGACAUCUGAGUUCAAUAAGUACAAAUAAAUACAUGGAUAAACAUUAAUUGUAUAUUUACUGGUAGUCAUUUUUACAUAAACUGUUAAGGCUGGUAAGGUCAAUGGAAAUUAUUAUUUUAUCCUUUUGAAUGAAUUUGAAUGAAUUAAUUUUGUAAUAAUCAAAAUUAACAUAACCCAAAGCAUUAUUGAUGUUGUUCUGGCAUUGAAACACAAGAGGUUGGUAGAGAGCUGGUUAUGGGGUCUAGCACCAAAGGCCUGGGAAACUAGUAUUGAUACUCACUCUUCUGUCUUUACACUUUAUGAUGAUAAUCUGCUGUGUUGAAUUUAGAAAUUUAACUUGAAAAUCAGAAGAUGUACUUAUCUAAUUUAUCCAUUAACAGUAUUAACUUUGGUAACAGAAGAUAAAGAUCUUGUGUUUCUUUGCCUGCUUGCCUGAGUUUUUUUGGAUAUUGAAACAAAUAUUCAUUUCACAUACUUACAAGAGUAUGCAGAAGGAACUGCAACUUAAAUUUAAAGUGACUUAUUACAUGCAAUUGAAACAAACAUCAUUGUAUAACAGCUUUUGUGCGUCAGAUACAGACAGGCUUUAGAACAGGUCUGUCAUGUUGUUUGUGUCUGUUUAU